Molecule: messenger RNA, 5623 nt
Organism: Tigriopus californicus
Lineage: Eukaryota; Metazoa; Arthropoda; Copepoda; Harpacticoida; Harpacticidae
Exons: 2
Coding region: 278-5143 (1621 amino acids)
Source: RefSeq, a predicted model, not a curated record
AUGGGGGCCAGUUCCUUAAGCCUUAAGCUGAGAGAUCCAUUCAUACACGGGCGUAGCUGUCCGCACCGCCCAGACCCUCUUGAUCCCUCUGAGCUGAGACUGUUCCCUGUACGUAGAUAUGUAGGCGUUUGCAGUCAGUAGUGGCCCAACUCUGACAAACUAUGGCUUGAGACCCGAGAGACAUACUACUUCCUUUGAGCUCACAUUUCGCAAGGGAGAGACCCUGUGCUUAGGACUAUGAAUCCAUGACGAUGGUUUGGUGACCAACACUUACACGAUGCCAGUGAACUCGACCAGCACCGGGGCCACGUAUGGCAAGUCCUCGGAUCCGUUGUGUCCCUUGGGGUUCCACCCUCAGAUCCGUUGGCCAACCCGGUGCAAACGGUGCUUCAGAGACUACAAGGAGCAUUCGGACAGUUUGGACAAGCAGAAGUAUGCGGACUGCGACCGAGAUGAUCCGAACUCGUGGAUUGGACGGCGCACGGGCUUCCAGAAAAGUAAAUCCUUGGACGUGACCAUGGAGAGCAGUCGACGCAUGGCUUUGCUGAGCAAGCCCUCGUCGAUUGACGAACCCAGCGGGGAAAACGGGAACCGAAGUGAUGGACAUCCUGAGACAGAGGUUGCUACCAGGAGAUCGGACGUUCCCCAACCGGUUCCUAGAAGUCGGUCCGUCCAGCCAGAUUCCUUGCCAGAACCCACGGAUCCUCGACAGAGGCCUGGACCAUCUUCCGACAAUCAGACCAGGUACAGUUCGACCCCAAGAGGCUGCGACCAUGAGAACGAGAUUUCCAAGCUCAAAGCUCGGCUGGAUGAGCUCAAUAAAGAGAACCAGCGUCUGGUGCAGGCCUAUGACGAGGCCUCGGGGCGGAAAGACAUGAACUUCGAGGCAGCCAAGGCCAAUGAAACCUCCAUGGAGCUGCGGAAGGCCAAGGACAAGCUCCGUGAGCACGAGAUUGCCGUGUCUGAUUUGAGCAAGGAAAAGAAGGGAUUGCUCCUUCGGGUGCGAGAAUUGGAGAAGGCCGCGAGUAAAGUGACGUCGGUCUCGGAGAGACAAAAGACUAUUGUGGAGUUGGAAACAAAGUUAAAGUACAUCGAGAACAAGUGCAAGAACCUUGAGCGAGAAAACGACAAACUCACGCAUUCUGUUCAGAACCUGGAGGGUGAAUUAGAGGAGGUGCAAGACAACUUUCGCGAGGAUGAGGCCGACGAGUACCGCAACCUCCGUCGAGAAUUGGAGCUCACGGCCAAGAACUGCAGAGUGUUGCAUUUUAAGUUGAAGAAGACCGAGAAGAGUCUGCAGGAAGUGACAACGGAGAAAGACGAUCUCGAGCUCACCCUCAAGCAGGGUGGGACCGGUGGUUCAUCUACUAUGGACUACUUAGGCAAAAUCAAACGCCUGGAAAAGGAAUUGGAACAAAAGUCUCAAAUCAUUUCAAGGUACGAGUCUCACGUCUGUGAUCCCCGAGGAACCCGAAAAAUCAGUCCUGGUCUGAGCAAGACAUCGUCAGUGGAUCGGGGUCUCGAGGAACAACUGCUGAAGGAUCUCCAAGAUGCCAUUGAGCGUGAAAAUGAUCUCAAGGAACAACUCAACAUUGCUGAGGAGGAGAAUAAUGACAUGCGCUUGAAGAUGUCCAGAUUCGAAGAUGAAAACGAGAGCCUUUUGCAACAAGUCAAGAAAAUGUCAGUUGCGGGCAAGCCCAAGCGUCGGAGUCCAAGUCCAGCGGCUGCCUCCAAAUUUGGUCCCACUGUCAAUGCCAGCAACGCCGAGGACGACGUGGCCGAAGUCAAGUUGCAGCUGGAGCUUACCGAGCGCGAGGCAGAGGUUUUGCGUAAGAAGGUGGAGAAUCUUUUGAGUGAGAACUUGAAGAUCAACAAAGAGUUGAAGACCGCGAAGAGUGAUCUGUCCAAGGUGUCCAACGGUGGGGAUCUGAAAUACAGCAAUGCUGGUCAACUUCAAACCGAGCUAACAGAGACGAGAAUGAAGUUGGUCCAAAAGGAGAGGCAACUGGAGGUUCUGGAGAGCCAACUCAAAUACGGCGGUGGCAAGUCCGUGAAACGAUCAGCCUCUGACGAAGCUGCACUCAAGCGCCUGGAAGUGGUGGAAAAGGAGGCUGAGAUCCUACGUCAACAAAACUCGGCUCUCAUGGCCGAGAAAGGAGCCUCCAGUGCCCGAGGGCCUGAUCAAGCCAACAAGAUAUCUGCUCUGGAGACCCAAAAGAGACAAUUGGAGCGGAAGAUCGAGGAAUUGGAGCAAUUGAACAAGAGUUUGCAGAGGGAGGCCAGUGAGAAGACCAACCUGAGUAGAGAAAAAUCCCUUGCCACAUCAGAGCUGAACAAGGUGAGGGAGCAGCUGGCGACAGAGACUCGAAAAGUCCGGUCCCUUCAACAAGAGAAGGAGGCUGAGACGGCCAAGUUCGAGAAGGUCCAAAGGGAUUCAGUUGCAUUUCAAAAGGAGAAAAGGUAUUUAGAGGAGGAGAAGUCCCGGUUCCAAAGUAUGGUGACUCUCUUGGAGUCGGACCAGAAAUCAUUGAAAGCUGAAUAUCACCAAUUACAACUGGAUCAUCACAGUUUGAAAGGCAAGAACACAAGCAAUCUCCAGCAAACCCAAGAGGGCAUGAAGGCAUUUAAGGAGCAAAUUGAUGUGCUCAAAAAAGAACUACUUGAUGAGAAGACGAAAAAUAAGGAGAACAAGAAACAGAUGGAUGAGGCUGCCAAGAAGUCCACCAAAGAGGACGUGGAGCGCCUUCAAGAUCGGAUCAAGGACUUGGAGGAGAAGUGGGCCAAAUCCAAGCGAAUCAACCAACAACGAAAGGACAAGAUUGACGGCUUGGAAAAACAACUUGAAGAGAACAAAAAAUGCUUGCCAGGCGAUGUCCGAGCUCUGCGAGACAAGCUCCAUCAAGCAGAGAAGAAAUUGUCGGACCAAGAGAAGAAAAUGCAAACAAGCAAGUCGUCCUCGCAAGAUGAUAGUGACCUGGUUCAAAAGUUCGAACUCAUGGAGGAGGCCUACGUGAUCGAGAAAGCCAAUCUUCAAUCCGCUCUGGAGGCCGAGCAAGCUACUCUGGCGCAGAUCAAGCAAGACCAUGCUGUGGUCCAACAGGAGCUCUCUGCUCUCCGGCACACCUACAACACCAAGGCCGAUGAUUGGAUCAAGGAGAAAUUGGAUAUUCAACGACGAGUGCGAGAGCUCGAAGAUUCAAUCCGAAGCUCUGCUGGUGGAGGCUGGGAUCUGGAGCGAGAACGGUUCAAGCAGAUCAUUGAGGACCGAGACAAUCAGAUAACUCAGCUCAAAAUUGAAGGAGACGUGGCGAGAAGUCAGUCCUCUUCCUUGAGGAAAGAAGCCGAUGACUUGAAGUUCAAGCUCCAGGAUUACGAGAAGAUGUCAAAGUUCCAGAAGGCUGUCUCAUCCGACUCGGAUGUUGUCACCGAACUUAAAUCUCAGCUUGACAGUGUCAAGAAAGAGUUGACAAAAGAACAGAAAGACAAAAAGGCCGAAGCCAAUAUGAUCAGAAUGAAAUAUGAUAGCAAGAUUGCACUCCUAAGUGAGGAGAUUUCCGUCUUGAAGGCUCAGAGCUCCAAGUACAGAAGGGAGAGGCAGACCUACAAGGAGAUGAUGGAAGGCCUUCAAAAAUCCAAGGCCACCAAGGGCGAUACGGAGAGCACAGACCGAGAGAGAGCAGCCGAUAUGCUCUACAAAAUGCAUGUCUUAGAAGAUGAGCUGUCCGAGGCUAAAUUGGAGACAUCCAGGGCUAAGGCCGAGACGCUGAGUCAGCAAUCUAAGUACGAAGUGGAUAUGGCCGAGCUCAAGUCUAAGAUAAACGAGAUGGAGGAGAGUGCUCUGAUUGAGAGUGGUCGAGCCCGCAUUGCCGGAACUCGAACCAAAAUGGAACUGGCCUGGCAGAAGGAGCGUGAUGGCCAGAGGAAGCUCAUCAACGAGCUAAGCACCAUGUCCCGGGAUCUCAAGGCCACAUUGUUUGAACUUGAAAAGGAGCGUGACCGUGAGCGAUUGGAGACAAAGCGGAAAUUGGAGACCAUGAAGGCCUCUUUUGAAGAAGAGCAAGAGGACACUAGGAAACAGCUCACCGAACUUCAGUACGACCUUCUUGAGCUGAGAGACGCUCACGCUAAGCUCAGAACGACCAAUGACAAGCUCAAACGUGAUAAAGACCGCUUCGAGAAGGAGAAAGACGAGUUCAAGAGUCUGGUUAAGGAGAAGUCAAGAUCUGAGCAGGGCGAGGAAAAGAAGGUGAAGCGUCUUAUUGACAGCCUCAAGGAGUUCCUGGAGACCCUGAGAAAGAGCGGCCAUUUGGCGGGUGGCUCUGUUGGUCAACUGGCAGGGAAGCUCAAAGUGUCCCUGGAAGAGCUGGAGCAACUGCAGAAAAUGAAUGAGGAGGAACGGGAACGAAGUACUAGCCGGCGGAAUGGUUCUCGGCGGGCCGGAUCCCUGGAUGGAGAUGGGAGUGAGUCUCCAGCCUCACGCUCCAGUCUCAAGCCCACCUCCCAGCGGAGGCAACUCUAUCGGAAGACUCUGUCCGUCAGUGAUACCAUAUCCGAGAAUGACUCCAUGUGGAAGUCCCAGGAUUCCACUGGCAGCAGAGAGAGUCUGGGUAGUAAUGCCUCCAUUCCUCUCCCUGUCCCUGUGCGAACCCGGAGUACCGGUCACGGGUCGGAGUCAGGGUACUCUAGUGAUUACAACAACAUUCGCCGAAUUGAGCGCGACACCUCCGUCGACCGUCUAUCCUCCGGUAGCAAGGAGUCCAACCGUUCCACUCAGAGUGAAUGGGUGGGACGAGACAAGCGUAAGAAAUCCGGGCUUAUAGGAAAACUAAAGAAACUUACUCGAGGCCUUAGUGCAGAGCGGAGCCGCGAAUUUGGUUCCGGCUCUGACAUCAGUUCAGUGUCAGUGGCUUCCAACGCGCCAACGGCGCCCAGGACACCAGGGGGUUCGUCUUCUGGGGCUGCCGCUCAAGGCAAUAAAAGUGCAACCUUGCCUCGAAACUCGGGGUCUUCAGCCAACGAACCAUUUGAUCAAUACUUCAAGAAGGCCUCCACGUCAGGUUUAGGGACGCAACGCACUGCUCCAGCCACGCCCAACCGAGAAUCGCAUUCCAGAGUCAAUACUUCAUCGUCCUACCGUCGAUGAAGAACACCCGCACACAACCCCCACCCCACCUUAUGAUGCUUGAUGUUACGUUACGAUUACAUGAUUUGCUUACACACGUUCCAUGUUUACGUCGAACUUUCAAUAAAUCCGCACCAAAUGUAAGAAAGCUCAACGGGUUGCAGUUAGAUUUACUCAUUCGCGUUUAUUUCGAAAAGCCAUUUGAGCAUUCACGUGCUGGGCCGGAACCACACGCUCGUCCGGAUCAGCCUAUUCAGUACUACUUCGCACACAGUUCAUGAAAAUUUGUGGAUGGAGAUUCUCAAUGUCGUAAAGUCCUGCUGCAUGGCAUGCGAGCACAUCAUUAGUGAAACAGACGGGCCAAGACGCCGGAUACGGCUAACACCACCAGCGGCACCUUCAGACUGUGUCCGGAAUUGCACCCAUCUUCUUCGCACUGACACACGUACGUGUUGUACUCCUCCAAGACGGUCUUGUAGCAAUCUCCUUUCUCGUAUUUCU